AAUAAUCACGAGAUAGAUCAGUGACAAGGGAGUUAAAAUCCAUCUUUGUGAAUAUCUAAAAGUAUGAAGUGGAUAUUGUGUCUAGGUAUCGCUGUCGUCUUCUCUGUAGCUUUUGCUGAGGUCGGGGUAACAAUAAAAGACCAUUCGUGCAAAGAGGACUGGUGGGGCGACAAGGAUUACUUCUAUCUGAACUGCUCAGAGGGUGAAACGAUAGUAGUGAAGGAUGCCGUAUUGUAUCCAUUUGAGCAAAAUCUCACAUGUGUUAUGAAUAAUUCUAAAAAUGAAUGUCGUCACAACUUUACCCAGAAGGCAUUGGACUAUUGCAGCAACAUGGAGAUCUGUCGUCUGCGUUUGGACAACUACGCUAUAUCUAUUAAGAAGUCCUGCUGCAAGAACCUGCACUGUCACGACCUAGAGUAUGAAUGCGUUCCAGCAUCAUGUAAAACGCCUCAAGCACCCGCUAAUGGUCAGG
Molecule: messenger RNA, 472 nt
Organism: Owenia fusiformis
Lineage: Eukaryota; Metazoa; Annelida; Polychaeta; Sabellida; Oweniidae
Source: the annotation of a GenBank genome assembly